GAGGAUCGAGAGCCUCGGGUUGGUUCCGAUCAUGAAACCUUUCAUCUCUGUGGCCCCCCCCUCAGGCCUGCUUCUGGUCCUGAUGUGCUGCCCCCUGCUGGGCUGGGUCCAGUCCGCCAGCAGCAACAAGGCCAGCGAUAACGGACACCCACACCUGGGAGACUCGGACCCACAGCGCUGCAUGAGGCACCACUUUGUGGAGACCAUCACACACCCCAUCUAUAAGUGCAACUCCAAGAUGGUGUUGCUGGCGCGCUGCGAGGGCCACUGCAGCCACACCACCCGCUCCGACCCCCUCAUCUCCUUCAGCUCGGUGCUCAAACAGCCCUUCAAGAGCACCUGCUCCUGCUGCCGGCCGCACACCUCCAAGCUCAAGGCGGUGCGGCUGCGCUGCUCCGGCGGGACUCGCAUCACGGCCACUUACAGAUACAUCCUCGCCUGCAACUGUGAGGAGUGCAGCUGAGCGGGUGGGUGGGGGGGGAGGGAGAGGGAGAGGGAGCAGCACCCUCCCACACCCUCAUAUGACUCUCACGAACCAAAUCCUCUUUCUCUAAGGCCAUAAGGAGUGUUUGUUUCGGUUGGUUAUUGGAU
Molecule: messenger RNA, 591 nt
Organism: Perca fluviatilis (European perch)
Lineage: Eukaryota; Metazoa; Chordata; Actinopteri; Perciformes; Percidae
Product: norrin cystine knot growth factor NDP
Exons: 2
Coding region: 32-463 (143 amino acids)
Biological process (GO): Wnt signaling pathway
Source: RefSeq, a predicted model, not a curated record